CCUGCUCACAGUCGAUCGUUGUAGUAGUGUCCUCAGUUGCAGUCCAGUUGAAGUUAGUGUGCUGUACAAUCAGUGGGAGUAGCCAUUCUACCGUAAUCGGCUACAGGACUUGUUCUUGAUAAACUCUUCAGCGGACCACCAGCUGGGACUGCAUCGAGGAUUGCUUCACGUUAGCAAUCCGCUAAAAGUUUUCAUCUUACCAAGCGUUCGUGCCCAACUUUAAGAUGGAGAUCGUCUUGCCCCGCCGUGCUUUCAAGAAGCAUAAGGCGAGACUGGAUAAGAAGAAUAAGAAGGGAAAAGGUCGACUCGAUGAGGAUGGAUACAACGAGGACCCAAGACGGCGUAUCGACGAAAGCAACUCUAUAUGCUCCAUGGAUGACUUCCUCCAUGAAGACGAUGAUGAAUCUCUCGACGAUGCCGAUUACGAAGACAGACUCAAAGAAAAUCUCGACGGGGCCACCGAGUCGAAGAGCUCCCCAAAACGCUUCCAACAUCUGAUCGCGCUCAGUCGGGAUCUGGCUGAUAAAUACUGUCCGGAUUUCCUCAUUAACAGACCCGCUACCAUGACCGACCUCGUGGAAAAGAGUCUCAAGAAAGGCAAAAGCGAGGAGCAGGGCGCUGCCGCCCAUCUCACCUCGGUCCUCGCACUCCAAUUCGGCGUUUCCCCCGAAGGCACCGAGCUCCUACGAACCGUCCACAAGCUUCUCAUCACAGGAAUGCACAAUGCCAGCAUACCGGCCGCCGCACGGACGAAGAUGGCCACCGCUCUUGGCGUCACCACGUACAUCUCUGAAGACGAUCCUUUCAACAUUCUUCAGGCUAUGGAACAACUGAAGGCGGUCUUCGUCGGCUCGUGCCCGAAAUCAGAUGGGAUCAUGCCCAACGUUCCAGCAGCAGAGUCCGCCGUGCAUCAAGCAGCCAUACAGGCGUGGGGUCUCCUCCUCACGGUCGCAGAAGACCAUUCUCUCGCCUUGAUCGACAAAAACCUGUCGGUUCUAUCUUGUCUUCUGCACGCCUCCGAUGUUGACGUGAGAAUUGCUUCCGGUGAGGUUUUGGCCACCAUGUACGAAAUCGCUCGUGAGCACGACAGUGGUUUCGAAGGAGAUGACCUCGACGGGCUUUGCGAGGAUCUCCAGAUGCUUGCUACAGACUCCCAGAAGUUCCGCGCGAAAAAAGACCGAAAAGUGCAGAGAUCGUCCUUCAGAGACAUCGUCAAAGCCGUUCGGGAUGGCGAAGGACCGGACUUUCGCAUUCAGAUCGGGGUGGAGACUCUACAGGUGAUCACUUGGGAGGAAAAGCGCCUGUACGAUAUUGUCUGUGGCAUCUUGGGUUCCGGCAUGUCACACCACCUCCAAUACAACCCCGAGGUUCGCUCUCUGUUCGGUCUCGGAGCCCCUCUAGUCGUCAACAAAGAUUCCGACGAGCCCGAGAAACCCUCGAAGUUUGAACGUAACGUAGGAAACAUUCUGCGGGGGAAAAUCCACACGAAACGCAUGGCGAAAUGCCGGGACAAGCGCUUAGACCUCAUGUAGGAUUUGUCUAUCGUUUGCGUUGAGGGUACAUACAGAGUUAGGUAACAUGUGAUCGAGGAGUCCGAGUCAACUAGAGGAACGGGAGUCAACGUUGUACAUGGUUGGCCGACUCCGGAAUGUAAAGAGAAAAAUACCCUAGGAAAAGUUGUAACUAUGAUCCGCCAUACGCUUCCGGGUUCGUUUCACGCAAAUUUAGAGAAUUUCAUUGGAACUGUAGCUCCAUCCGGCGUGGGAUCGGGAACCCGCGUUCCCGAAGUCAAAAUCGUGCUCAUAACGAACCUCGAAGUGUCUGCAGCUCGGCCACAGAGUCAUUCUGUUCCGGGGCUUGAUACACGGAAACGUUCAGCUUAGGAAGAUUUAAUAUUUCAUUCAGUUCGCUAAAAUGUGACAUGAAACCUCUGUCGGUCAGGGGUUCGGGUCUUCGAGUCCGUGUUUGGAGUCUUUCCGAACCCUUGCAGAGCUUACGGGUCUCCUUCGCAUGAGCUUCAUCGAGACAUGGAAAAACCCGACAUGUUAAAUUAUGAGAAGUUUUAGUCUGUUAGACAGUUAAGAAAUUUAUUCGUCAAAUCCAUUCGGUUUAACAUCAUCGGCCACAAUAAAGUCAAAAUUUUCAAU
Messenger RNA from Galendromus occidentalis (western predatory mite), 2147 nucleotides. RefSeq names its product Interferon-related developmental regulator 1 (gene Ifrd1). Bases 225 to 1532 code for a protein of 435 amino acids. The transcript has 4 exons. NCBI's taxonomy places the organism in Eukaryota, Metazoa, Arthropoda, Arachnida, Mesostigmata, Phytoseiidae. The record is from RefSeq and is a predicted model, not a curated record.